AUAUUCUUUCUACUUGGUUUAAGUUGGUUAUUGCUGGAUAUUUUAUUGCUUCCAGGGUGUCUCAGGAAACCUCAAACUUAUACCCCCUCAUUAAUCUCAUGGCAUACAGUAUAAAAGAGUGCAGAGUUGUUCUGCACCAGCUCUCAGAUGCUGCAGUCAGGAGUGGCUGGUGCCCUGAGCAGAGCCUCAUUCAAGCAGCAACUGACGUGUGCAAACUCGAGCCUGAAGUAAUGGAGGGCAGCACCCCCAGCUCAUCCUUACCCUCCAUCAUGACCGUUUACAUCAAAGAGGAGCCUGAAGAUGAGGGAGAGGACAUAACUGUGAAGGAUGAACCACUUUGCAGUGAAGAAUAUGAGCAAACUCCACUUCCCUCAUCUUGCAAGCCGUGCAAGAAAGAGUUUCAAGUUGAGGCUCACGAGGCCUGCACCAGCACCUCACAGUACACUGCUGCCGUGCCUCAUAAGCAG
Molecule: messenger RNA, 467 nt
Organism: Hyalella azteca
Lineage: Eukaryota; Metazoa; Arthropoda; Malacostraca; Amphipoda; Hyalellidae
Exons: 3
Source: RefSeq, a predicted model, not a curated record